Molecule: messenger RNA, 5558 nt
Organism: Acanthoscelides obtectus
Lineage: Eukaryota; Metazoa; Arthropoda; Insecta; Coleoptera; Chrysomelidae
Source: the annotation of a GenBank genome assembly
UGCAAAUAGAUGCUUGUUACAUAACCUCAAAAUAGAGCGCUGACACGGAUAAGUAGAAAACUAUGACAAUCAAGGAGGCCAUAAAGGCGCCCUACAAUUGUAGGGACGACUGACGAUACGGGCCUUAGCGACGAUUCCAAGGUGGGUGCACCAAAAACGGCAGUCACCCAGGAAAACGUCGAUGCUCUGCGCAAACUCAUCAUUGAAGAUAGAAAUGUGACAUAUCGCGAGAUGGCGAGAUUGAGGCGUCCUUGAAGAUCUCAAAGACCUCAGUUCAAAAAAUUUUACAUUUAGAAUUAGGAGUUAGGCCCGUAUCGUCAGUCGUCCCUACAAUUGUAGGGCGCCUUUAUGGCCUCCUUGAUUGUCAUAGUUUUCUACUCCUCCGUGUCAGCGCUCUAUUUUGAGGUUAUGUCACAAAUAUCUAUUUGCAUCAAAUUGUGCUUGCUUUUGAGUUAUAUCAUGUUUUAUCACCCUGAAAUUUCCUACAAUUUAAAAGGAAAACAUAUCUUCACAAUAGGAGAGCGCUGACGCUGACAUGGGUCAAGUGUAAUCUAGAAAUUUUUGAAGGAGAGAAACGAGUAUGACAAUCAAGGAGGCCAUAAACGCGCCCUACAAUUGUAGGGACGACUGACGAUAUGGGCCUAAGAAAAUUGGUUUUUCGUUGUAUACCCCACCUGUUGACUGAAGAGCAGAAAGCAGCCAGGGUUAAUAGGUGUCAAAAAACGCUUGACCGUUUCAAUUCCGGAAACCCAAAAAAUGUGUACAGAAUUGUUGGUGGUGAUGAAUUGUGGAUUUACUGUUAUGAAUCAGAUAAUAAACGACAGUCGACUGUUUGGGUGUUCCAAGGUGAAGAAAAGCCAACAAAAGUCAUUCGUUCUCGAAGUGUUUCGAAAAAGAUGGUCGCGACAUUUGUGUCAAAAGCGGAUCAUAUUGCAACAAUUCCUCUUAAUCAGCAAAGAACUGUUAGUGCGGAAUGGUAUACCACCAUUUCUUUGCCAAAAGGCAUCAUCAAGCUUCGAAAAAUCAGCCCCGAAAGAAGAAUCAUCCUCCACCAAGACAAUGCAAGCUCACAGCCCAAAAAACAAGGCAGUAUUUAACGGAAGAAAACGUGGAAUUAUUGGUCCAUCCUCCAUAUAGUCCCGAUCUAAGUCCAGUCUUCCAGUCAUCAGAAGAAGCAGUUGACGCAUUCAAAAAUGCCGUUUUGGAUCUGCCAGCAAACGAGUGGAAUAAGUGGUUGGAGCGCAUGCAGAUGUGUAUUAAUCUUCGUGGAGAAUACUUCGAAUAACAAUAACGUCAUUUAAAACUACCUACGGUGUUGUUUUAUUUCCAUAGGCAAAACUUAAAAGACAUCCCUCGUAAUAACAAAAUAUGUGGUUAAUAUGUAUAUUUGAAGGUACACAGAAACUGAUUCGAGACCACUCACUCCUGCACCGACUUUAGCUAGUGGUGCUACACGAGCUUCCGGCUCUAGGAGAUGUGUUACGCCCGAUCUGAUACCUAUUGAAAUAAUUAGGGAGAAAACAUUGUUGGUGUUGGAUCUACGCAGAAGCCAUAGUCAGGAAACCUUGUCAAUGCAUGGCAGUUCAAGUGUAACGAAAGAGCCACCACUGAUCAACAUUCAACGCAUCCCUACAAGGUCUACCAGUUUGGACAAUAUACAAGUUGAAGAAACUAAUCGCAAAACUUUAAUGACACCAACUGUACCAAAACGGCCUAAAAGUGGUAAUAAAAAAAGCACUAAGCAAGAUAAUGAAGAAAAUAAUUCAGAUAAAGAUUCUGCAGAAAGCGAUGAGGUAUUCGUUAAAAGACGAGGCAAAAAGAGACGUAAAAAAGGAAGGGAUGGUUCAAGAGGUCCACCGGGUUUUCAACCAUCAUUAGAUCCAGAAACCCAGGUCGCAACAGUAGGAUCAGAGUCUGCCAACACAAGUGCUAGGCCAUCAUUAGUUCCCGACACUGAGGAAAUUGAAACACCUGUUCCUACUCAAAACAGACGAAGGAUCAAUCUGAAAUACACAAAAAGUUUUGAGGUAGAUUCUUAUCUUGAUAUUGAGAUUCUGAAAUACUUGCGUAGGGAACUCACUGCAGAAUUGGUUGACACUGAACUGGAUGAUAAGAGACGUAAAGCUUUAGAGGAAGCUUUGAAAACAUUGUCCAAAGGGAAGCAUGAUUGCCAGGAAUUGAUUGUACUUCAAAAGGAGCUGAAAGUUUCUCCAGUAAAUGUCGAUUUAUGGAUUGCAUUGCCACGAACAUUUUCAAGAUCUAGUGCCAGUUUUGAGUUACCUAUGGACAGUAGAACUCUCAACACAAUGACUCCACUGCAAUAUGUAAGGAAUCAUGUAAACCUCAGUUCACAAAGGAAAUUACUGUACAACUGUAUUUUUCGCAGAUACAAAAUCGAGCUUGAUGAUGAACACUCUUAUGAAAGAAAGGUCUCAGCAGAUGUAAGACUUGUACUAUUGUUUAAAAAAGUUAGGGAUAUCAGGUUCUACCAGAAUGUCUAGGCCUAGUCAUGGGAAAAACUUUGACUACACCACAGCUAAACUACAUCAGAUCAUUGCUUGGAUGGCAGUACAAUGAUGAGUUUGAUUUCAAAACUUGUUGCGGAAUAUUUGCACUGUGUGAAAGACUGUUAGCUAGUCAAUUUUGUCCUCUAUUACCUGACAGAAACGCAGAUCCAUGUUUAGAGAUAGAAGCUGCAGAUUUUGAAGCUUUAGAGAGAAAAUUACAUGGUAGAACUGUAGAUGAGAGACUUACAAAAAUCCUGGAUUUACUCAAAACUAUUUGAACAUCCAGUGUAUAAUAAUUAAAAAAUGUAAUUCUAGUUAGUUAAUAAUAUACGAGUAUAACAUUAUGUAAAACUGCCUGCGACUUCCAAAAGUUACUACAGACACUUAUGUAUUUGUUGUUAGGAUACGUGGGCAAAUUUAACUAUGUCUAACAUGAUUUUUGGUAGACUAGCACGUUAUGGUAUAGAAAAUCAGCCUUUAGAUUGGUUGGGGAGUUUCCUUACAAACAGAAAUCACUCUGUAGCUGUACACCAUCUAAACUCUGGUCAUUAUUUGCUCGUAUUUUGAUUCUAUUAUGUAUUAAUACUCCAAUAAACAUUAUUAUUAUUAUUAUUAUUAUGGAACUCAAUUCUAGCAUUGAAGAAAGUUUGAUGGGCGUCCCACAGGGGACUGUUAUAUGCCUUUUUUAUUUUUGCCUUCAUAAUUAAGUUACGUAAAGUACAUGAUGCAGUGAUAACUUCAUUUGCAGAUAAUACCUCAAUCAUACCUUCGCACAUACAAUACAGAUGCUGCAAAGUUGAUUUUCAAAUACUAACAUAUGUAUUUUAAUUAAAAUAACACAAUGCAUUAUAUUUCACACAAGUCAAAGAAACUGUAAUUAAGUAAAUUUCUAAUUUGAUAACGUUAAUAUUAUAUAUAAUAAUGCGAAAUAUGUUCAGUUUCUUGGUGUGACUAUGUAUAAUAAUGAGGCUUAAUUCAUCAUAUUAUCUAUUAUCAAAUUUAAGAUAUAUUUUACCAUUAAAUCAAUCAGUUAGUUUGAAUUAGGUAUGUGUUAACUGUGUUAUGAGAUAUGGCAUAUCAUUUUGAGUGAUUUCUAUAAAUUCAGAAUAAUCAGAUGCAUAGCAGGUGUGUUAGUGGUAGAGAUUCCGAGUACUAACACUUGCUAGUUUAUACAUAUUGGAAACUGGUUUAUAUAUAUAUAUAUAUAUAUAUUUCAAAAUAGGGAUAAAUUCUCAAAACAUGUCCAAAUACAUACAAUUAACACAAGAAUUAUUGAAGACUUCUAUAUACCACCCUAAAGAACUUAAAAAUUAAGUCCCCAAAUAUUGACCUAAAAAAUUUUAACCUGUUGCCUUUGGAAAUUACUACAAGCUUAAGACAUAAAUAAUUAUUUACCCACUUACAACGAUAUAUGUUUAAAAUCGAGCACUUUCCCCACAGCUUUAAAAAUAUCCAAUGUAAUUCCAAUACAUACAAACGGGUUUGUUGAUGAAGCCUCGAACCACCGUCCUAAAUAACUUGUACCCUACUUUCAAACAUUUUUGAAAUUCUACUCAAGGACCAACUGAGCAACUAUCUCGAAACGAACAACCUGCUAAAUUCUUAUCAAUAUGGCUCUAGAACAGGCUUAUCAACAAUUACUGCAAUAAAUACCUUUGUUGACACUAUACAUGAUGGUUUUGAAAAUAGACAAGAUAUAGAGGCAAAUUCAUUCGAUUUGAGCAAAGCCUUCGACUGUGGACAACAUGAUAUAGUUGUUUCAAAGCGACCAUAUUACUCAAUCGAUCAUUGUACUGUAGUUCUUCUGAAGUCUUAUUUAGAGCAAAGACAACAGCUCGUCGAAUACAAUGUGUGUACAUCUACAGUAGGCACAGUUUAUUCCAUGGCAUGCCACAAGGUCUGUCCUUGGCACUUUGCUUUUCUUGCUCUAUAUAAAUGACCUUCCAAAUUGUAUUUCCGAUAGUUGAAUAGUAAGCUUAUUCUUUAUGCUGAUGACACCACUCUAGUCUUAUCCCACGAUUCAUUAACAAACAUUAGCAGAGAGACAACAACCAGAAGUUAAGUUUCUUGGUGUGUAUAUUGACACCUUUUUGAACUGGGAUGAACAUAUCAGUCAUAGUUACCAAAUCCUUAACAAGAAUAAUUUAUUUAAUACACAAUUUAAAAGACCUGUUGACCAGUUACCAUGCAUAUUUCCAUAGCAAAAUGACAUACCCCUUCUGGCAUGGGGUCACUCUCUGCACUUGUACAAAGUAUUUGCCCUACAGAGUACAGAGAAGGUGUAUCCGAUAUAUGUUUAGCAAAUCUAAAAUAUAGAGAUCAAUGCAGAGCCGAGUUUAUCAAACAUGAGAUCAUCACACUACCUGGUGCAUAUAUACUUUGCUGCCUCUUGUAUGUCAAGUCAAAUCAUGACUUUUAUACCAACCACCAAGAAACUUAUUCAUAUAACACCUGACACAAAGAGAACUUGUACCCAAAACAAUAUAGACUUGCUAAAACGACAAAUGGAGUUAACUAAGAUGGUAUAAAAUUUUACUAUAUAUUACCUAAGGAACUAAGAUCUCUAGAAUACAACGAAUCUAGUAAAGCUGUGAAAAAUUUGCUCUGUCAACAACUUUUUUCACCACUGAUGAGUUCCUCAACCACAGCUUCGUCCAAUAGUUUUAUCUCGUUUACAAUUUCUUUUGUUUUAUCUAAUCCAUGUAUAUUAUUUAUUGUGGUCUAAUAUCUUGUGCCAUUUGUUUAUUAAUUGGAUGUAGUUUGUUAUAAUUUUAUCUUGUGUGCCUUUUAUUGCUACCCUUUUAACUAUUAUGUGUGUAUGAUCUGCAGUGUUUGUUUUUUAUAUGUAGUUUGUUAUUUUUUUUUACUCUUGCUACUAAGCCUCAAUUAUUGUAUUGACUUGUGAGAGCACAAUUCGAGUACUAGCACCAAUAAACCAUUAUUAUUAUUAUUAUAAAAAUCAAAGGAUUUUUUAAUCGUACAUAGGUUUUAAAGUAUAGAAUAUGAUAUAUGCCAUAAGUGUCAGUUUCACUAUUUGACUAUUAGAUGUAC